Messenger RNA from Lasiosphaeria miniovina, 1083 nucleotides. RefSeq lists its product as uncharacterized. The transcript has 2 exons. The record is from RefSeq and is a predicted model, not a curated record. NCBI's taxonomy places the organism in Eukaryota, Fungi, Ascomycota, Sordariomycetes, Sordariales, Lasiosphaeriaceae. The coding region runs from base 1 to 1083 and encodes 360 amino acids.
AUGAGAGUCGAGCUGCGGUACUCGAGCCCGUUCCGGCCGACCUCGCACAAGGCGUCGAGACCCUACUACCGCUGCAGGAGAGGCAGCCAGCUCCUCACGAUCCCUCCAUCAUUACCAGCAGCAGCAGCAGCAGGCCGAGAACAACAGCAGCCAGUGUUCGACUACGGCGCAUACGCCCGGCUCGUGCAGGACAGCCUCACUAGUCACAAUAUGCGCGACACACAGCAACAGCAGCAGCAGCAGCGGCAGAACCUAAACAUCGCCGCGUCGCAGCCCUCGCCGCCAUCGGGAACAAUACGCGACCUCCAGGCCAGUCGGUUCGAGAUUGCGCUGCUGGCGCUGGGGAUCCUGGUGCUGGUGGCGCAGAUGGGCGUGCUGCUGUGGAUCGGCGUGGUGAGGCGGCCGCACGGGGCGCACAAGCGAGGACAGCGCUGGGGGGGCGGCGGCCGACGAGGGAGAAGGAGACGGCGUGGGCGGGGGCACGAGGAGUCGGCGGCUGAUGAUGAUAGUUAUGGCUCUGACGAUGAUGACGAAAGCGACGAGGAUUAUGAUGACCACGACAAGCACGGCUCGUGUCUCUGGAAGGAUGUGUUUGGCGACGCGGGGACGCCGCUGCGCCACGACCGGCUCGUGCUGGGGUCUGGGUCUGGGUCUGCGUCGGGGACGGACAAGAAGAACGGUAACGGUAAUGGCAACAAGAGACGGUCGCUGAUGGAGCGCGUGCGCCGGACCAGCGAGCAGGUCGCCGAGGCCGUGCAUGGUACUGGUGGGCGCUCGGCUGGGGGCUUGUCAUCUUCGUCGCUGCCGAGGGACGACGUCGAGGUCGGCAUCGCCAGCGGCGUGGCCCCGGCGCGGCCGGUCCCGGCAGCGAGCAGUAACACUACCGGUAACAAUAACGCCGCCUCGCUCAGCUGUAGAGACGGCGCUGAUGACUGCUGCAACCUCGCCAGCUCGAGAACGGGCGGCGGCGGCGCGUUUCAUGCUGCUGCUGCCUUUGCUGACAGGACGCCGUCGUCGGGCUGGAGCUUCCGGCGGCAUUCGAACUGGGUCCCGGAGAGCAAUGAUCCUUUCAGACUUGUCUGA